AUGGCAGCUCCGAAGACGGCAGUUGUGGGGCCGUUGGUGGGGGCAGUGGUCCAGGGUACUGACUCCACUCAUUUUACGGUUUUCAAUUCAAAAACAGCGGAACUACUUAGUCACCAUCAAGUGGAAUUAACCCAAGAGUUCCCAAAAGAAGGAUGGGUAGAACAAGACCCUAAGGAAAUUCUUCAGUCAGUUUAUGGAUGUAUAGAGAAAACAUGUGAGAAACUUCAAGAACUCAGUAUUGAUAUAUCCAACAUAAAAGCUAUUGGUGUCAGCAAUCAGAGGGAAACCACUGUUAUCUGGGACAAAUUAACUGGAGAGCCACUCUACAAUGCUGUGGUGUGGUUUGAUCUAAGAACCCAGUCUACUGUUGAGACUCUUAGCAAAAAAAUUCCAGGAAAUAAUAACUUCAUCAAGUCCAAGACAGGCCUUCCACUUAGCACUUACUUCAGUGCAGUAAAACUUCGUUGGAUUCUUGACAAUGUGAGAAAAGUUCAAAAGGCUGUUGAAGAAGGUAGAGCUCUUUUUGGUACCAUUGAUUGAUGGCUUAUCUGAAGUCUGACAGGAGGAGUUAAUGGAGGUAUCCAUUGUACAGAUGUAACAAAUGCAAGUAGGACAAUGCUCUUCAACAUCCAUUCUUUAGAAUGGGAUAAAAAGCUGUGUAACUUUUUUGAAAUUCCAAUGGACAUUCUUCCAAAUGUCUGGAGUUCUUCUGAGAUCUAUGGCCGAAUGAAAACUGGGGUCUUGGAAGGUGUGCCAAUAUCUGGAUGUUUGGGGGACCAGUCUGCUGCAUUAGUAGGACAAAUGUGCUUCCAGGAAGGACAAGCCAAAAACACGUAGACAGGCUGUUUCUUACUCUGUAAUACAGGUCAUAAGUGUGUAUUUUCUGAACACGGCCUCCUCACCACAGUGGCUUACAAGCUAGGCAAAGACAAGCCAGUAUGUUAUGCAUUGGAAGGUUCUGUUGCUAUAGCCAGUGCUGUUAUUUGCUGGCUGAAAGACAAUCUUGGAAUUAUAAAGACCUCAGAAGAAAGUGAAAAACUUGCUAAAGAAGUAGGUACUUCUUAUGGCUGCUACUUCAUCCCAGCCUUUUCAGGGUUAUAUGCACCUUAUUGGGAGCCCACUGCAAGAGGGAUAAUCUGUGGUCUCACUCAGUUCACCAAUAAAAGUCAUAUUGCUUUUGCUGCAUUAGAAGCUAUUUGUUUCCAAACCUGAGAGAUUUUGGAUGCCAUGAACCAUGACUGUGGAAUUCCACUCAGUCAUUUGCAGGUGGAUGGAGGAAUGACCAACAACAAAGUUCUUAUGCAACUGUAAGCAGACAUUCUGCAUAUUCCAGUAAUAAAAGCCUCCAUGCCUGAAACAACUGCCCUGGGAGCUGCCAUGGCAGCAGGAGCUGCAGAAGGAGUAGACAUUUGGAGUCUUAAACCCGAGGAUUUGUCAAUGGUCAUGAUGGAACGGUUUGAACCACAGAUAAAAGCCACAGAAAGUGAAAUUCGUUAUUCUACAUGGAAGAAAGCUGUGAUGAAGUCAAUGGGUUGGGUUACAACUCAGCCUCCUGAAAGUAGUGAACCUACUAUGUUCUCUAUUCUGCCCUUGGGUUUUUUUAUAGUGACUAGCAUGAUAAUAUUAACUGGAGCAAGAUACCCUACAAGUAAACCUAUGGCUAGAAAUAAACAAAUUACAGCAGAAAACACUGCAGAAACAUUUGGUGUGUUUUUUAACAUCAGCAGUUAA
Kogia breviceps (pygmy sperm whale) is the source of this 1731-nucleotide messenger RNA. It is a transcript of the gene GK2, whose product is annotated as glycerol kinase 2. Gene Ontology annotation, molecular function: glycerol kinase activity. Lineage: Eukaryota; Metazoa; Chordata; Mammalia; Artiodactyla; Physeteridae. Gene Ontology annotation, biological process: triglyceride metabolic process; glycerol metabolic process; phosphorylation. The record is from RefSeq and is a predicted model, not a curated record. Gene Ontology annotation, cellular component: mitochondrion.